CCUUACCUUUCCUUCAAUACAAGGACUUAGUAAAGGAUGGAAUUUUACAUCAGUGUCAAGCCAUGGUGCUUCUUUCUAGGCCUUCUACUCCUCUUUGCUUCUGAGCCCGUGUCCUUGGCGAACCCAGAAACUCAUUACCAUGACUUCGUUGUUCAAGCAACGCCAGUGAAGAGGCUGUGCAAAACCCACAACAUAAUUACGGUUAAUGGACAAUAUCCAGGGCCAACCUUGGAAGUAAGAAAUGGGGACACACUAGUCAUCAACGUUGUAAACCGAGCCAGAUACAAUGUUACGCUCCACUGGCAUGGCAUUCGUCAAAUGCGAACUGGGUGGGCGGAUGGGCCAGAAUUUGUUACUCAGUGCCCCAUCCAACCAGGAGGACGAUACACUUAUCGGUUCACGAUCGAGGGACAAGAAGGAACACUGUGGUGGCAUGCUCAUAGUUCAUGGCUCAGAGCCACUGUUUAUGGAGCUCUAAUUAUCUACCCCAGACUGGGUUCUUCCUACCCAUUCACUAAGCCCAGGCGUGAAGCACCCAUUCUUCUUGGUGAAUGGUGGGAUGCCAACCCCAUUGACGUCGUGCGGCAAGCAACCCGAACAGGAGCAGCUCCAAAUGUGUCUGAUGCAUAUACCAUCAAUGGUCAACCCGGUGACCUCUACAACUGCUCCGCCCAAGAUACUGUGAUAAUUCCGGUGGACUCCGGCGAGACCAACCUUCUCAGAGUCAUUAACGCGGCAUUAAAUCAAGAGCUCUUCUUCACCGUUGCCAACCACCAGAUGACUGUCGUUGCCGCCGAUGCUUCCUAUACAAAACCUUUCACCACCUCGGUCCUGAUGCUGGGACCGGGCCAGACCACUGACGUCCUCAUCAACACCAAUCAGCCACCCGGCCGAUACUACAUAGCUGCGCGUGCUUACCAGAGUGCUCAGAAUGCAGCAUUCGAUAACACCACCCCCACUGCCAUCCUUGAGUACAAGAGUGCCCCCUGCCCGAAGAAGGGGUUGUCCGUGCAACCCGUCUUCCCGUUGUUGCCUGCCUACAACGACACUCCCACAGCCACCGCCUUCGCAGCCGGACUCAAGAGUCCAUCCAAGGUUGAUGUCCCCACCGACAUUGAUGAGAACCUUUUCUUCACGGUAGGCCUAGGCCUCUUCAACUGUCCACCCAGGUUCAGCCGGAGUAGAUGUCAAGGCCCAAAUGGCACCCGCUUUACUGCUAGCAUGAAUAAUGUCUCUUUCGUGCUCCCAUCCAACUUCUCUAUACUGCAAGCUUACCAACAAGGCAUCCCAGGAGUUUACACCACCGACUUCCCUGCUGUCCCACCAGUUCAGUUCGACUACACCGGCAACGUCAGCCGAGCGCUAUGGCAGCCUGUUCCAGGAACCAAGGUGUACAAACUCAAGUUUGGUUCGAGGGUGCAACUUGUAUUACAGGGUACAAGUAUCUUCUCAGCCGAGAACCACCCAAUUCAUAUCCAUGGAUAUGAUUUCUACAUUGUUGCAGAGGGCUUUGGGAAUUUCAAUCCGCAAACUGACACGGCUAAGUUCAAUCUUGUCGAUCCACCAAUGAGGAAUACUGUUGCAGUUCCAGUGAAUGGAUGGGCAGUGAUCAGAUUUGUUGCUGAUAAUCCAGGAGUUUGGCUGAUGCAUUGUCACUUGGACAUUCACAUCACCUGGGGAUUGGCUAUGGCCUUCCUGGUAGAGAAUGGAGUCGGGGAGUUGCAGUCUUUAGAGCCUCCUCCAGCUGAUCUUCCUCCUUGUUAAGAUAUUCAACGACAAACAGCUGAAAAUUGCUGUUGAUUGAUUUGUAUCUGUUAGAGACCGGGAUUUCUGUUUCUUGUCUUUUGUUAGGCUUAUCUGCUCUGUAUUGUUCGCCUCAUUCGGCGACCAUGUUCUUCUUUUGUUUUUCCUCUCUUAUUUCUUUUUCUUUCUUUCUUUUCCUUUUUACUAAUAUACAACGGGUGGUGUUGUCUUA
Nelumbo nucifera (sacred lotus) is the source of this 1975-nucleotide messenger RNA. Its product is annotated as laccase-12-like. The record is from RefSeq and is a predicted model, not a curated record. NCBI's taxonomy places the organism in Eukaryota, Viridiplantae, Streptophyta, Magnoliopsida, Proteales, Nelumbonaceae. Gene Ontology annotation, biological process: lignin catabolic process. Gene Ontology annotation, cellular component: apoplast. Gene Ontology annotation, molecular function: hydroquinone:oxygen oxidoreductase activity; copper ion binding.